UCGUUUCAAGUGCACUCAUCAAGCAUUGUAAAAUCAAAUUCACUUUCAGUUUCCAAUCUCUCUCCAAUGAUGUUCAAUCUUUUCCUAGUUUUCACAAUUGUUUAUGUAUCACUUGUGGGAAGUCAUGCCGUGACUCCUGAAGAUUACUGGAAGUCUGUUUUGCCAGACAUUCGUAUGCCAAAAGCGAUCAAGGAACUUUUAGAUCCACAAAUAUAUAGAAACGUCGACCCCUACACAACAUCAUCAGCUAAGGAUCAGUUUAAAGAUCUUCCCGAAGCAUUCAAAGAUCAAUUACAUAAUAAAGAAAACACAUUUUCUAAUUCUGCAUCCAAAGAUCAGCCUCAUACAUUUCCAUUACUUUAUUCUGCAUCCAAAGAUCAACCUUCCAAAGAUCAGCGUGAUACAUUUCCAUUACUUUAUUCUGCAUCCAAAGAUCAACCUUCCAAAGAUCAGCGUGAUACCUUUCCAUUACUUUAUUCAACAUCCAAAAAAGAGCCUGAUACAUUUCCGUUACUUUAUUCCGCAUCCAAAAAAGAGCCUGAAACAUUUCCGUUACUAUAUUCUGCAUCCAAAGAUCAGGUUGACAAAUUUCCGUUACUUUAUUCUGUAUCCAAAGAUCAGCCUGAAACAUUUCCGUUACUUUAUUCUGCAUCCAAAGAUCAAUCUUCCAAAGAUCAGCGUGAUACCUUUCCAUUACUUUAUUCGACAUCCAAAAAAGAGCCUGAGACAUUUCCGUUACUUUAUUCCACAUCCAAAGAUCAGCCUGAAACAUUUCCGUUACUAUAUUCUGCAUCCAAAGAUCAGCUUGACAAAUUUCCGUUACUUUAUUCUGCAUCAAAAGAUCAACCUGAAACAUUUCCGUUACUUUAUUCUGCAUCCAAAGAUCAACCUUCCAAAGAUCAGCGUGAUACCUUUCCAUUACUUUAUUCCGCAUCCAAAAAAGAGCCUGAAACAUUUCCGUUACUAUAUUCUGCAUCCAAAGAUCAGGUUGACAAAUUUCCGUUACUUUAUUCUGUAUCCAAAGAUCAGCCUGAAACAUUUCCGUUACUUUAUUCUACAUCCAAAGAUCAGCCUGACAAAUUUCCGUUACUUUAUUCUGCAUCCAAAGAGCAGCCGUCCAAUGAUCACCUAAAAGAUGACCCUAACGCCGCAUUAUUUUUCUUAGAAAACGACUUGGAUCAAGGCAAAGAAAUCAAGAUACAUCUCACAACAAAGGACCAAAAAGCUUUGCUUUUACCCCAAAAAAUUGCUGAUUUGAUUCCCUUUUCGUCAAAGAAUCUUACUCAAAUUUACAACAUGUUCUCAGUUAAACCAUUUUCAGUAGAAGCCGAAAUCAUGAAGCGUACACUUAGUCUAUGCGAGCAGGAAAGAAUCGAAGGUGAGGAAAAAUAUUGUGCCACAUCCUUAGAAUCCAUGGUCGAUUUUAGUACUACAAAUUUAGGUAAAAAAGUAAAACCGAUAACAACAGAGGUGAAUACUAAAGAAAGUAGUACCACACUUUCCAAGUACAAAAUCAAAGGGUCCAGAAAGCUGGCUACAAAUAAAGCCGUGGUUUGCCAUAAGCUCAAUUACGCGUAUGCUGUGUUUUAUUGCCAUGCGGCAGUUAACGUUAAAGCAUACGCCGUUUCUUUGGUGGGUGAAAAUGAUACCAAAGUGAAUGCUGUGGCGGUCUGCCAUAUCGAUACUUCCAAAUGGGACCCACAACAUAUGGCAUUUCAAGUGCUUAAAGUGAAACCGGGAGGUGUUCCAGUUUGCCAUUACUUACCAGAGGGUCAUGUUGUUUGGGUUCCACGAACAACAACAAACUCGGCAUGAGAAAACAUCUUAUCUAUCUAUAUAUGUUUGUAUCUCUGUCUGCAUACAGGUAUGUAUGUAUGUAUGUAUGUAUGUAUGUAUGUAUGUGUAUGUAUCAAUGUAUGUGUGUAUGUAUGUAUUAUGUGUUGGUCAACUCCUCAUCAUAAUGUUCUGUUUGGGCUAAUCUGCAAUAUUUGUAAAUUUAAGAAAUAAAUGCAGUCUUUAAUUA
This is a messenger RNA of Erigeron canadensis, 2023 nucleotides long. Its product is annotated as BURP domain-containing protein 9-like. Lineage: Eukaryota; Viridiplantae; Streptophyta; Magnoliopsida; Asterales; Asteraceae. Bases 67 to 1815 code for a protein of 582 amino acids. The transcript is spliced from 2 exons. The record is from RefSeq and is a predicted model, not a curated record.